This is a messenger RNA of Gryllus bimaculatus (two-spotted cricket), 682 nucleotides long. The record is from the annotation of a GenBank genome assembly. NCBI's taxonomy places the organism in Eukaryota, Metazoa, Arthropoda, Insecta, Orthoptera, Gryllidae.
AUGGGUCCAACACGACUGCCAUCGCAAGGCGUUGGGCCCGCUCACACAAUUCGACCUGACUUACGCCAAGCGAGCCUCCUCACUGUAUUCGCGAGGCCAUUGGAGAAGGGCAGUUCUCUGAAGCCCGUGAGACCUGCAGCCCUGGAAAGACUACGAGGAGUAAAGAUCAACCAGUUUGACCACAGGAAAAUUUCUAAUAUGGAACUAACACUUGAACGUAAACGACUGAGGAAACCAAAUCUAAAAUCAAGAAACCAACCAGAUGUGUACGGAAAUAGAACGCGGAGUGUUCAGCCCCUCCUAUGCCUACUUUCUCAAGAUACCAAAACAUUGAUUGAAGCUAUUGAGAAGAAUAUUCAUGUUAGUUUUGGAACUUGUAGAUUUCAUUCAUCUUUAAUUUUAUUUUUAGUUCUUCACAAGAGAAAAUCAGGUGCUACAGAUUCUAACAAAACUAGUGGACCAAACAAAUCCGUUUUCAAUAUUGAAGUAAACAAGUUACCCAAUUUUUUCUUCUAUGCUUUUGUUUGGAAGUGUACCGCUUUAUUAUGUCAAUAAAUUCUCUGAACUCUCAUGUACAAAUAUUUACUCUGAACACUUUAGGGUUAACUCUUAGACAGGAACUUAAUAGUACUAGUUGAACCCUACAGAAAUGUUCGCACAUUGUGCACGAUAAUGGUUAUUG